AUGAUUCAGAUCAUGAGCAGCGGUAAUGUCUUUACCCGUGGCCUGUCUCGGAUCUCACGACGAAGAAAACGACGUCGCAACCUCGCCGCACUGGAACAAGGACCCAGUACUGCAGCCACCGCCAAUGUUUCGACUCCAGAUGUCGAGUACCUGACACAACCCAUCAAAACGACGGCCGUAAAGGUGAUAUUUGAUGCCCAGGGGCGGAUCGAUGCGGUUAACUUAGCGCAGCGGACCGCAACCUCUAAUGGUUACAUUGCUAAUGAAGCAAAAAGUCGGGACGAUCACAAUGGCUGUCGUCAGAAUUAUCCUACUGUCAGGGAAUGCUUCAAAAUCCAUCAUACACCAGCUAAUCUAAGCUCUAAACUAAGUUCUGUUUUGGGACGUUCAAUGGACCGUCUGCGACGAUCCAUUAGACAAUCGUUUCGGCGAGGAGGGCGCCAUAGUCCCGAAAACAGUGUACCCUCCGAACUUGUCGCUUCUAAUGUUUCCAACGGACAAAAGCAGGAACAGUGGCAACCAGAUGAAGCUGCUGUGAGAGCUGGACUCUGCCAUUUUAGUGUCAAGUAUCUUGGAUCUGUAGAAGUAUACGAAUCUCGUGGGAUGCAAGUUUGCGAAGGAGCGCUUAAAAUGCUUCGGAGUAAUAGACGACGACCUAUAAAGGCUGUUCUGUACGUCUCCGGAGAUGGACUUCGCGUCGUUGAUCAGGAGAACAAUAGGGGUUUAAUCGUUGACCAAACUAUUGAGAAAGUUUCGUUUUGUGCUCCGGAUCGCAACAACGAUAAGGGAUUCGCAUACAUUUGCAGGGAUGGUACAUCUCGGCGAUGGAUGUGCCACGGGUUUCACGCUACGAAAGAAACAGGAGAACGACUUUCUCAUGCUGUUGGUUGUGCCUUUUCUAUUUGCUUGGAACGAAAGAAGAAGCGCGAUGAGGAGAAUGUGCAAUCAUUGGAAAAAGCCCUGAAUCCAAAUUGGGAAGAUAAAGACGACGCCGCUGCUGCACUUCAACGAACAAACCAAGCUUAUCAGUCCUUCCGUAAACAAAUACCCAUUAGCGAGCGGUUACAGGAUCCGCAGUCUGCUAUCGUUAACACUGCUCCUCUAUCCACUGCUCACCAACCUUCAUCAAGUAUUGCGAAACCUCGUCCAACUCCUAAUCCUGCCUUAUUCCAACGACAGGGUUCUUUGCGCGCUCCCGAGUCCUCGUCCGCGGCUCAGUUUCGGCGGAACUACUCGCUGCGCGUUAAUGCUCAGAGCUUGGAUGGAUUUCCAAUGAAACCGACUUUCGGCAAGCAGUCAUUGCACAAUGAGCCGAUAUAUGAAGGUGAAGAGGAAAACAGCGUUCAAAUGGGGACUUCGUUCUCCACAAGUCCUGGCGCAGCUCCAUAUGCUAAUACUUCGCCUCGUCCUACAACUUCCUCUUUUAUAGCUGCUUCAGCCACUGCUCCCUCAACUGACGUUUUUGACUUGAUUGGAUUAGGACCAACUCCGUCGACUUCAUUAUCAGCUGAUGUUGUCAACUAUACUGUUGACAAGGAUCAAGCAGCAUCUCCUCUUCAGUGUGCGCUUUCACCCACUCCACCUGCGACGGUUGUGCAUCCAUCUACUGCACUGACAAAUGGAAUUAGCAGUGGUGUUACCACUAAUCAAAUCAACGUUAAUACUAAUUGGCCGACACCUGCUUCUACUUCGCAAUAUUCAUCUCGAUCGAGAGCGGAUGAAUGGUUGGAAGAUGCGUUUCGCACUUCUCUCACUAUCAAUUCUCCUCCACUUCCGAUGUCUCCUCCUACUGAUGCGCCAGUUGCAGACUCGAGUGGUUUCCAAAGUUGGCAAACAACAUCAAAUCAAUCACUUUUCGACAGCCCUGUUACUAGUGGCCCGCCACCUGUUGCUCCACCACCUCCUCUUCCAAGUAAGGAUGUAGUUGUGAAUGGAUCGCUUUCUGCUCGAUCUGGGACGGGCCUAGACGCUUUCGGUCAGUCUGUCCAGUGGGAUCCUUUACCAGUUACUCCAGUUUCGCGGGCUGAAGAUCCCUUUGACAUCCAAUGGAGUCGUCUGGCUGCUGGUCCAACAGUCCCUUCGAAUCCGUUCAUAAGUGAAGUUCCACGAGAACUGAGAAUAUAA
Molecule: messenger RNA, 2124 nt
Organism: Necator americanus (New World hookworm)
Lineage: Eukaryota; Metazoa; Nematoda; Chromadorea; Rhabditida; Ancylostomatidae
Exons: 17
Coding region: 1-2124 (707 amino acids)
Cellular component (GO): cytoplasm
Source: RefSeq, a predicted model, not a curated record